UCCUUUGUGGGCAUCCCAGCGGCGAGGCGCUUCCGGUUUAGGGUUAGCACGGCGCGUCUGGCCAUGAACUUCGCACGCCUUGGUCCUCGCUUCCAACUUGCUUCCAACAGCUCAAGGCCACCCUCGCGACAGUCUGCCUCUUUGUCCUCAUCGAACGCGUCCUUUCAGUCCUAGACAUGGCCAGGGCAGUCCCUCCGUUGCCAUCUGACAGCGAAAGUGAUCAAGACACGCGUGCGUCGGCCAGGAAAGAGAAGGUUCCUUCCAAAGACGCAAUGGACGUGGACGAGGAGAAUGCGGAAGUUGUAGAUGAUGAAGUGGAAGAGGAAUACGAGAUUGAAAGGAUCAUGGACGCGAAAAUCGGCAUGUUUCCGGGUGGCCGUAUGGGUUAUCUCGUCAAGUGGAAGGGAUACGGUGACGAACACAACAGUUGGGUAGACGAGAAGGAUUCAGGCAACGCCCACGAACUCAUUGAUGAUUACUGGGCCAAGAACAAGAAAGACAAGAGGGGUAACCGCAAGUCUACGGGAGCUCCGGCCGGGCGGCCGUCGACGACGAAGGCGCGCAAGUCGUCCGUUGUGCGAGACGAGAGCUCUGAAGCCGAAGAGCUCCGCCCGAAGAAACGAGGCAGACCGCCCAAGGCCAAGCGCGAGGAAUCGGUUGAUGACGAAGUGGAGGAAGUGGAAGCCAGUACUGCUGCCGCCAGAAGCGCUCCGGAAGUGGACGCCGAAGGGUUCCAGUCUAUGAAGCAAUGGAAGACGACAGCCACCUGGGAACAUAUUGUCGAGAAGAUCGAUACAGUCGAACGCGCAGAUGAUGGCAGGUUGAUGAUCUACUUCUCAUUGAAAAAUGGGGGUCGGGGCAGGGAGGACUCCGAAACCUGUAAGGACAAGAUGCCUCGGAAGUUGCUCGAUUUCUAUGAGACGAAUCUGCGAUGGAGGGUUGUUCCAGAGGAGGCAUGAACUUAGCUGGUGCUGGAUUGGCUUCUCAUUGUCACGUUUGUCGGUCUUCAGGGAUUCGCUCAAGUCUCCUAUUCAAGGUCCGCAGAGUUCUCAGAUGAGUCCCCUCGUGCCGUGUAUGCGUAAUUAUAUUUGUUGUCGAUAUUGCUCAAUGCGCAGUGGUCCGACCUCACACCCUGUGCGGUCAGACUCAUUCCUUCAGUGAA
Fomitopsis serialis is the source of this 1162-nucleotide messenger RNA. RefSeq lists its product as uncharacterized. NCBI's taxonomy places the organism in Eukaryota, Fungi, Basidiomycota, Agaricomycetes, Polyporales, Fomitopsidaceae. The transcript is spliced from 6 exons. The record is from RefSeq and is a predicted model, not a curated record. Bases 177 to 959 code for a protein of 260 amino acids. Gene Ontology annotation, biological process: negative regulation of transcription by RNA polymerase II; chromatin organization. Gene Ontology annotation, molecular function: chromatin binding. Gene Ontology annotation, cellular component: pericentric heterochromatin; nucleus.